CCCGCCCGGUGGUUGCACGUCGGCUGGCGUCCCGGGAGGUGCAGGUGUGGAGUGCGGGCGCAGGAGAACAUCGGAGGGGUCACCGGCGCGGCCAGCUGGAGCCUCACCGGCGAGCGGUAUGGAGCACAGCACCACGCAGACUGCUGCGGACCAGGUGGGCCAGGCGGAGGACGCGGAGCCGCUGCUCGGCGUGGGAAGCGACCAGUCGGGAGCGACCGCAGGCGGUAAAGAAGCCCUCAUCGGGCCUGCGCGAUCUGAGCCGUCGGUGGAGGUAAAGCCAGUGGCGCCGAAGCCGGUGUCGGUCGCGCAGCUGUUCCGGUACGCCGACUGCAAGGACAAGUGCCUGAUUGCCGUGGGCUUGUUCGCCUCAUUGUUGGCUUCGUUCGUCUUCCCCAUCGAAGUCUUGCUCUUCGGCCGAGCCACGGACGCCAUGACUACUUUCGCGCUCAACAAGACAACGGACGACAACGCAGAGCUCCUCAGCGAGUCCAUGGACCUGUUCGUGUACGGCAGUCUGUGCACGGCGGCAUUUCAACAGCUCAUGUCCCUCACCUAUGUGUUCUGCCUCUACUACACAGCGUCAGACCAGGCUUGCCGCAUCAAACAGCUGUUCCUACGGUCUGCACUGCGGCAGGACAUGUCGUGGUACGAUACCAAGCAGAUGGGUGAUUUCACCACUCGUGUUACAGACGACCUGAAGAAGAUUGAGGACGGAAUCGGAGAAAAGAAUGGAAUGAUGGUGGGCUUCGUCAUGCUGUUCGUCCUCGGAAUGGGACUGGCAUUCUACAACGGCUGGAAACUCACCCUGGUCGUUUCAUCUUUCACCCCAGUAAUGGUCGUCUCUGGAGCGUUGCUGGCAAAGCUUCAGGCCAGCUACGCUCAAAAAGAGGCGGAUGCGUACAGCCAAGCCGGAUCGGUGGCCGAAGAGGUGAUAGGAGCCAUUCGAACCGUGAAGGCCUUCGGCGGCGAACAGAGCGACACGCAAAGGUUCGCUGAGCGUCUCCAGGGCGCGCGCCAGGCGAUGGUGCGGCGCAGCGCCGUCACCGGUCUGGGUGUCGGCCUGGCGUGGCUGGUGGAGUUCAGCUCUUUCGCGCUGGCCUUCUGGUACGGCACCAAGCUGGUGCUGGAGUCUCGACAGGCGGGCGACGGACUGUACACGGCCGGAAAUAUCACCGUCGUAUUCUUCGGCAUUCUCAUAGGAGCCAUGACCGUGGGGCAGGCGGUGCCGCACAUGGAGGCCCUAUCGGCGGCACGAGGAGCCGCCGCCACUGUUUACUCUGUGAUCGAACACAAGUCUAAGAUCGACCCCAGCGAUCAGAGUGGGGCCAAGCCUGAUAACGUAGAAGGCGUGCUCGAGCUGAAGGAUGUGUACUUCAACUACCCAAGUCGACCAGACACGCAAGUUCUGCGUGGCAUGAGCUUCACCGUUCGACCGGGACAGACGGUGGCUCUAGUGGGCAGCUCUGGCUGCGGCAAGUCCACCUGUAUUCAGCUGAUACAGAGGUUUUAUGACCCGCUGCAAGGACAGGUUUUGUUGGACGGACGGAGCUUGAGCGAGCUGAACGUCUCCUGGCUGAGGCGGCAGAUCGGCGUCGUCUCCCAGGAGCCCGUUCUUUUCGGUACCACAAUCGCCGAGAAUAUUCGAUACGGCGCACUCCACUGCACCAUGCGGGACAUUGAGCAGGCGGCGAAGGAGGCGAACGCCUUCGAUUUUAUCCAGGACCUGCCACAAAAGUUCGACACCAUGGUGGGCCAGAAGGGAGCGCAGCUGAGCGGCGGUCAGAAGCAGCGGAUCGCUAUCGCUCGCGCCCUGGUCCGUAACCCGAAGGUGUUCCUGCUGGAUGAGGCCACGUCGGCGUUGGACCUCCAAAGCGAGGCGCUCGUGCAGUCGGCCCUGGACCGGGCGCGCUCCGGCCGGACCACCAUCGUUGUGGCCCACCGCCUGUCAACGGUGAGGACGGCUGACCUCAUCUGCACCCUGAAGGACGGCAAGGUAGCCGAGAUGGGUUCCCACGAGCAGCUGAUGCAGCAACAGGGCGUCUAUUAUAGUCUGGUUACCAGGCAGACCGGCAUCAAAGCGGACGACGACGAUGAGCAAGAAGACGAGGAGUUCGAGGAAACCGUGGGUGACCUGCAGUCGGCACGCCAGCCGUCCGCUGCCGGCCGCGUCAGGCUGCGGACCGUGUCGUCCUCGACAUCGGACCACACAGACGGCGUCGCCGACAGUGUGGAGGCCAACGGAGCGGCGCAGGCCUUCCGUUCCGCCAGCGGCAAGGGCAGGCACGAGUCGCUCACUGCGCCGUCGGAGGACGAGGAGGACAAGCUGGCGCCUGUGUCCGGCUGGCGUAUCCUGACCCUGAACUCCAAGGAGUGGCCGUUCCUGCUGCUAGGAGUGCUGGGCGCCGCCGUCAUGGGCGCCGCCAUUCCUGGAUACGCCAUAUUGAUGGGCAUUGUGCUGGGAAACCUGUCGCUGGGAGAUCCGGAGGAAGCAAUGGCCAACGCCCGGUCCUACUCACUUCUGUUCCUGUCAGCUGGAGUCGUCACCUUCCUCGCUUCUUUCACGGAGAUUCUCAUGUUCGGCAUAGCCGGGGAGCGGCUUACGACGCGCGUGCGGAAGCUGACAUUCGCAGCUCUGCUGCGACAGGAGGUCUCAUUCUAUGAUAAUGCGAAGAAUACAGUGGGAGCUCUGUGCGCCAGGCUAUCUGGUGACGCCUCAAGCCUCCAGGGGGCCACUGGCACCCGGCUGGGCAAUAUCACGCGGGCGUUAUUCACUGUGCUGCUGGGUGCGGUGCUGGCGUUCGUGCUGAGCUGGAAGCUGGCGCUAGCCGCACUGCCCUUCGUGCCGCUCUGCUUAGUGGCCACGUACAUGGAGGGUUACAUCGAGCAGAUGCAUGGCAGCAUGGACGAAGACCUGUUUAACCAGGAGAGCGGCAAUCAGAUCGCCGUAGAGGCGAUCUCCAACAUCCGCACUGUGGCCGGUUUAGGCUUGGAAGAGCUGGUUUCUGAUCAGUACGCAGCGCUUCUGCGAACAACGCGCCGCAAGUACAUCAAGAAGGCUUUCGUGAGAGGUCUGGUGUACGGCGCGGCCCAGAGCGUGCCUACGCUGGCGUACGCGGCUGUCUUCGGCGUAGCCAAGCCCCUGAUCCUCGAUGGGACCCUGCCGUACGCCAGCCUGUUCAUGGUCAGCGAGAGCCUCAUCUACGGCACGAUGGUGGUGGGAUCGGUGGUCGCCUUCUCACCCGACUUCAGCAAGGCGUUCGGCGCCGCCAAGCGCAUCUUCGCCCUGCUGGAGAGGAAGCCGGCCAUCGACAGCUCGCUCGCUGGCGGAGUCACUUUGCCGAAGGUUACUGGAACGAUAGGCCUGCAUCGCGUCAGGUUCCGUUACCCGACGCGUCCGGAGGCGACCGUUCUGAGUGACCUCAGUUUGGAGAUCAGUCCAGGUCAGCAGGUGGCUCUGGUCGGCUCUUCCGGCUGUGGCAAGUCCACCUGUAUCCAGCUGCUGGAGAGGUUCUACGACCCUGAAGGAGGCGAUGUGACAGUGGACGGCCAGAGCGUGUCUGCUCUUAACCUGAGCUGGCUCCGCUCCAACAUCGGUAUCGUCUCGCAAGAGCCCGUGCUGUUCGACAAGACCAUCCGCGAAAACAUAGCGUACGGCGACAACAGCCGGGAGGUGCCGAUGGAGGAGAUCAUAGCGGCCGCCCGGGACGCCAACAUACAUAGCUUCGUGGCCAGCCUUCCCGCCGGCUACGAGACGCAGCUGGGCAGCAGCAGCAGCACACAGCUCAGUGGCGGCCAGAAGCAGCGCAUCGCCAUUGCGCGCGCCCUCGUUCGGCGACCGGCCAUACUACUGCUCGACGAAGCGACAUCUGCGCUUGACGCGGAGAGUGAGAAGUGUGUGCAGGAGGCGUUAGAGCGCGCGGCCAGCGGUCGAACGUGCCUGGUGAUAGCCCACAGGCUGUCGACAAUUCAGGACGCUGACAAAAUAGCUGUGAUUCACCACGGGAGGGUGGUGGAGCAGGGAACGCACCAGGAGCUCUUGUCGAAAAAGGGCAUGUAUUAUAAGCUGUACAAGACGAUGGCGUAGUUUUGUGAUGUGCAUAUGUGUCGCUUCCGUUUCCAUGGCCAGCCGACCCCUCUGCACAACACGCUGGACGUCCAGGCCUGUGUGGUAUCUGUUAUCAGCGAGUGCGGUGCGCUGCUGCAGUGUGUGGGUGGGCUGAUCAGCGACCGAGGACCUCGGCCGGAGGUCGCGAGCACCGCCAGCGGGCUCUGCCGGAUGAUGCUCAUCUUCGAGUUUUUCUUUGGUUUGCGGCUGACCCAUCUGCUCCUGAACCUUACCACACCGGUCAUGCCAUCGGUUCAAGCAUGUACCCGGUCUGCGUCCGCUAACGUUGACUCGUUGGCACUGCGCGAGGGGUCGUGCUGUCGCGGCACGAGGCAUUCUCGCGGUUCUAGGAGCGCGUGACGUGGGAUGCCGCGCGCCUGGACGUCGAACCGGCGGAGCUCAGGCGGGACAGGCGGCGCGACGUCGCGACGUCUGGGCGACGUGUCCGAGCCACAUCACCAUGUGGGUCAUGAGGGUGACUACAGGCAAGUGUAUGUGGAAGCUAUGGACUGCCUCACCGGUGAGGUUCGUGGUCGGUAUAAGUCCGACGAGCUGAUGCUGGCCACGGCCGAGCGCGCUCUCCUGACAUCAGGCGCUAGCCGGAGCGGCCCAGUUCCACGACUUGGACGAGCACCGGCUUCGAAGUCAGGUGGAAAUGCUGGCGAACGUAGCGCGAACGGGAUGCACUCGUCGGGUUUUUAGAUGAUCCUGCAGGCCUGCUGCAGGAGCCACUGCUGGGAGAAGUCCUGACAGUCGCUCCCAUUCUUCUCUGUCCCAUCCUGACGACCCCUGUGACCACUCGCUCAGCUGAACGGAUGUUCAGCCUGGUCAGCUAAGCGGGCAUUCAGCCUGUGCAGAUGGGUGGGCGUUCAGCCUGAUCAGCCGAGCGGACGCCCAGCCUGCUCAGCUGAGCGGACGUUCAGCCUGGUCAGCUAAGCGGACAGUCAGCCUGUUCAGGUAGGCGGACGUUCAGCCUGCUCUGACGCGUGAAGCGCUGGCUUCGUUACACCUUCAGCGAUGAGCAGCUCAACCGCGCUGCUGUAUUGGCCGUUCAUCCAGACCUGCUGGAUUCGCUGGACCUCAGUGCCGAGGUUAAACUGUUCGCGGUGCGGUCAAGCCUGCAUGUGAGCAUGUUCGGUCGUUGGUGAUGGUAUUUGCUAGACUACAACCGGGUCACGGUGAGGU
Molecule: messenger RNA, 5290 nt
Organism: Pollicipes pollicipes
Lineage: Eukaryota; Metazoa; Arthropoda; Thecostraca; Pollicipedomorpha; Pollicipedidae
Product: ATP-dependent translocase ABCB1
Exons: 25
Coding region: 119-4084 (1321 amino acids)
Biological process (GO): oligopeptide export from mitochondrion
Cellular component (GO): mitochondrial inner membrane
Molecular function (GO): ABC-type oligopeptide transporter activity; ATP hydrolysis activity; ATP binding
Source: RefSeq, a predicted model, not a curated record